ACGAGAAUCUGCCCUGUUGAGUACAGUGUCCAGAGCAACCUGAAUGUUCUGAGGAGCCCUAGCUGCCUCUGUGGCUGGUGGCAGUGACUGAAGAGGACAAAGGAGGAAGAGUCCUAUACAGGGGCAGCAGGGAUGGCAGGAAUGGGGACGGAAGGCAGUGUGGCAUAACAGGCAAGAGCCAGAGUCAAACAGGCCUGGGUUCUGUCUCAGUUCUGGAACUUUGGGGGAAGUUAAUCCCUCCGAGUCUCAGUUUCCUCUUCUAAAAAAUGGAUCUGAUCGUAGGCUAUGAGACAUAAAGAAUAUGUCAAGUGCUUGGCACAGGCUUAAUAAAUGAUAGUUGUUAUCAAGGGUGGGUGACCUCUGAAGGAGGACACAUUGUGGAGAAAGGAUGGGACCUAGAGCACAGAUGUGGUUUGGGGUAUAAGGAUGAAACAAGAAAACUUUUGCAGACUCAUGAAAAAGAGGAGAAAAUGUUUGCUGAAAUAAAGAUGAAGAGACAUGAGAAAAUUGAUGGCUGAUGCCUUGUCUCUUUGUACAUAGGAGGCAAAAAUCUUCUGCUGGUAGAGUUCCUGUAGACAUUCAGAAUCCAGAAUCCCCACAGGCACCCCCACAGUACCUUUUGGUGCCCUGUCUCCCCUUCCUCUUGGCCUGGUCCUGGGGUUGUCCUAGGGCAUUUAAACACAUGUUGUUGCAGGAGUCAGUGACCUUCGAGGAUGUGGCCGUCUACUUCUCUGAGAAUGAAUGGAUUGGCCUGGGCCCUGCUCAGAGAGCCCUGUACAGGGAUGUGAUGCUGGAGAAUUAUGGGGCUGUGGCUUCCCUGGGUAAGGGUCUCUCCCUUGGGGCCCUGCCUCCACCCUUCAGAGUUUGCUGGCUCCUUUUUUCUCAAAGGCUCAGGAGUUGUUGAUGACCCUCAGCUCAAUGGCAGCUUCAGGCUCUUGGGUUUUUAAUGACCCAACCUCAGCGGUCGUUGGAAAGUAGGAAGUCCUGGUAUCAGUUUGGGCCUUAUACAGGACUUCCUUGCCCCAGAGUGAGAGGUGCCAAACCCCUACCCUUGUGUUGUGGGUAUAGUGAGAAGAGAGCAGAUUCAUGGUGCUCCACUGAGCCUUCAGUUCCCCGCCCUCUCGGUUUGCAAGAUCCAGCCUAAUUCCAAGCAUCCUCAUGAGGAUGUCUGAACUUGAGAGCUCUAAGAGGGAGAGGACAGCAGCAUUUCCAUUUCCCAAACCCGCUCUGAUUUCCCAGCUGGAGCGAGGGGAAGCACCCUGGUGCUCGCUUCCUCAGGGAGCUCUGGAUGGAGAGGCCCCUAGGGGCAUAUCCUCAGAGGGUGUGUUGAAGAGGAAGAAAGAAGAUUUUAUUCUGAAGGAGGAAAUUAUCGAGGAAGCACAGGACCUCAUGGUCCUAUCAAGUGGACCCUGGUGGUGUGGAUCCCAGAAAUUAUGGUUUGGGAAAAUCUGUGAAGAGAAAAGCAGGUUAGGGAGAUGGCCUGGUUACCUCGAUGGGGGAAGUAUGGAAAGUUCUACAAAUGAUAUUAUAGAAGUGAUUGUCAAGGAUGAGAUGAUCUCAGUAGAAGAGAGUUCAGAGAAUACUGAUGUCAAUAACCUCCUUGGUAUACAUCACAAAAUUCUAAAUGAGCAAAUAUUCUAUAUAUGUGAGGAAUGCGGCAAGUGUUUUGAUCAAAAUGAGGACUUUGAUCAACACCAGAAAACUCAUAAUGGAGAGAAGGUCUAUGGAUGUAAAGAAUGUGGGAAGGCUUUCAGUUUUCGAUCACACUGCAUUGCGCAUCAGAGAAUUCACAGCGGGGUGAAACCCUAUGAAUGUCAAGAAUGUGCUAAGGCCUUUGUUUGGAAGUCAAAUCUGAUUCGUCACCAGAGAAUACAUACUGGAGAGAAACCCUUUGAAUGUAAGGAAUGUGGGAAGGGCUUUAGUCAGAACACAAGCCUUACACAACAUCAGCGGAUCCACACUGGUGAGAAACCAUAUACAUGCAAGGUAUGUGGGAAAAGCUUUACUCGAAACCCAGUCCUUCUUCGACAUCAGAGAAUGCACACUGGGGAGAAGCCUUAUGAAUGUAAGGACUGUGGGAAAGGCUUCAUGUGGAACUCAGAUCUUUCUCAGCACCAGAGGGUCCACACUGGGGACAAGCCUCAUGAAUGUACUGACUGUGGGAAAAGCUUCUUUUGCAAGGCACACCUUAUUCGACAUCAAAGAAUCCAUACUGGGGAAAGACCCUAUAAAUGUAAUGACUGUGGGAAGGCCUUCAGUCAGAAUUCUGUCUUAAUUAAGCACCAGAGGCUCCAUGCUAGAGACAAACCCUAUAACUGUCAGAUCUCUCACCUUCUUGAACAUUAGAGAGUGCAUAAUGGUGAUACUUGUUUAUAAUUCUUAUGCUGCAGGAACCCUAGAGACAAAAUGAGAUGACCGUUCACAAUUUGCUCUGACCCUUAACUUUAAUAGCCAGUAUUAUCUUGCCCUUUUGAACAUUUACCAUGUACUCUAGCAAGACUGGUCCCCCGUUCUAUGAUGUUUUAACAAGGCAUCAUUUAGUUGGGCAGCUACUCUGUAUCAGGUGCUAACCACUUUACAUACAUUAAUUUGCAUAACAAUCCUAUUAAAGCAGGUGCUCUUCUCCCCAUUUUACAAAUGAGAAAUCUGAGUUGAAAGAGGUUAUAAAACUCAUUCAGGGUUGUUCAGUUAGUAAGUUACAGAGUUGAAAUCGGAGCCAGGCCUAUCUGACUGCAGAGUUUACUGUUCUUUACUUAAUUGUACAUAUUUAUGUCUGCCCAUUUUUAUUUGCUUAUUUUCCUGUGCUUUUAGUUUCCCUUCAUCACUCAGAUCCAGCUCCUUCAACUAAGCAGAUCUCUCUUCCUCUUCUACUUGUAAUCAGUACCACCCAAGUUAGUAUUUAAUUAUGUGCCAUCUUAUAUUUUUCUAAUAGUCUCACGUCUCUUAGUCUUAACCCCAGCUAAAUGACUCUAAGGACCAACAGUACAUUUCUUUUAUGUUUUUCAAAUCCUGAAACAUUAAUCUUUGACUAGAUAUAACAUGCUCAUGAUAAAAAAGAAUUGAAAUAGUUGAAAAGUGUGUUCAGUGAAAAGUAAAUUUCCUAUCUCUUGAGUUCUCCCCAGAGGCAAUCACUGCUACUGGUUGCAGGUCUUUUUU
Molecule: messenger RNA, 3156 nt
Organism: Nomascus leucogenys (northern white-cheeked gibbon)
Lineage: Eukaryota; Metazoa; Chordata; Mammalia; Primates; Hylobatidae
Gene: ZNF662
Product: zinc finger protein 662
Exons: 3
Coding region: 1159-2346 (395 amino acids)
Biological process (GO): negative regulation of transcription by RNA polymerase II
Cellular component (GO): nucleus
Molecular function (GO): RNA polymerase II transcription regulatory region sequence-specific DNA binding; DNA-binding transcription repressor activity, RNA polymerase II-specific
Source: RefSeq, a predicted model, not a curated record